AUGGAAGCUGAGAGCUCUAGUACCAGCACUACCACAUCCUCCCCCAUCAAAACGGUGGUGGUUCUUGUCCAAGAAAACCGUUCAUUUGACCACAUAUUAGGGUGGCUAAAGACUAUAAACCCAGAAAUCAAUGGAGUCACAGGUUCUGAAUCCAAUCCCAUCUCCACCUCUGACUCAAACUCAACCUUCAUAUUUUAUGGUGACCAAGCUGCCUACGUUGACCCGGACCCUGGCCACUCGAUCCAAGACAUUUACGAACAAGUUUUUGGAGUUCCUUGGACCGAAUCUGCGCUUUCUGAUGAUAACAAACUGCCUCCAAAAAUGAAUGGCUUUGCACAGAAUGCAGAGAGAUUGCAGAAGGGCAUGGCUCAGACUGUUAUGAAUGGGUUCCAACCAGAUGCAGUUCCAGUCUAUAAGGAGUUGGCUGAGAACUUCGCUAUUUGUGACCGGUGGUUUGCUUCUAUUCCUGCAUCAACACAGCCUAACAGGCUGUAUGUGCAUUCUGCAACUUCUCGUGGAGCUACCAGUAAUAACAGACAAUUGCUGAUUGAAGGGUACCCUCAAAAGACCAUAUUUGAGUCCCUGGAUGAGGCUGGUUUUACUUUUGGGAUUUAUUAUCAGUACCCGCCAGCUACUCUCUUUUACAGGAACCUAAGAAAGUUGAAAUACUUGACAAAGUUUCACCAGUAUGAUCUCCACUUUAACAAGCACUGUGAAGAAGGGAAGCUACCAAACUAUGUUGUCAUCGAACAACGAUAUUUUGACCUUUUAUCGAUACCUGCAAACGACGACCACCCAUCUCAUGAUGUCUCAGAAGGCCAGAAAUUUGUGAAAGAAGUAUACGAGGCGCUAAGAGCUAGUCCUAAAUGGAAUGAAAUCCUGUUUAUAAUCAUAUAUGAUGAACAUGGUGGUUUCUACGAUCACGUUCCAACUCCUGUAACUGGUGUCCCUAGCCCAGAUGACAUUGUUGGUCCUGAGCCAUAUAACUUCAAGUUUGAUCGUCUUGGGGUUAGAAUUCCUGCAUUUCUCAUAUCUCCUUGGAUUGAACCUGGAACAGUGUUACAUGGGCCUUCUGGACCAUAUCCUACGUCAGAGUUUGAGCAUUCUUCAAUUGCAGCAACUGUUAAAAAGAUCUUUAAUCUGGAAGAGUUCCUAACUAAGCGUGAUGCAUGGGCAGGCACUUUUGACGAUAUUUUGACUAGAACUAGUCCAAGAGUAGAUUGUCCAGUUACUUUGGUUGAACCUGUAAAAUUACGUGAGGGUGUUGCAAAAGAAGAUGCAGAACUUAGUGAUUUCCAAAAAGAACUAGUGGAAAUGGCAGCAGUAUUGAAUGGAGAUCACAAUAAGGAUGUUUAUCCUCAACAACUUGUGGAUAACCUGAACGUAGCAGAUGCCGUGAAGUAUGUUGAGAAUGCAUUCAAGAAAUUUUGUGAUGAAUGUGAAAAAGCAAGGAAAAGUGGUGUGCCCGAUUCUGAGAUCAUUUGUUUUGAAAAGCCAACAACACACGCAACAUCCAAAUCUUUCGUUCAUCAUAUUGCUUAUGAGUAUCCAAACCAAAGGAUUGUUACUUUGGUGGAGGAGGUCGAAGUUGAGUAUGAGUUUGAGGAGGAACAACUUGAGCUGAAUAACCACAAGGAAGAAGUCAUGACUACCGAUGAUGAGGGUGAAACUUAUGUUGAUCAUGAAGAAGUACUUAUGAUGCAUAAAAUUGAUAAGAAAGAGGUUGUUGACUUAAAGAAUGAAUGA
Dovyalis caffra is the source of this 1746-nucleotide messenger RNA. The record is from the annotation of a GenBank genome assembly. NCBI's taxonomy places the organism in Eukaryota, Viridiplantae, Streptophyta, Magnoliopsida, Malpighiales, Salicaceae.